Messenger RNA from Knipowitschia caucasica, 510 nucleotides. NCBI's taxonomy places the organism in Eukaryota, Metazoa, Chordata, Actinopteri, Gobiiformes, Gobiidae. The record is from the annotation of a GenBank genome assembly.
AUGGAAGCCAAAGGUUUUUACCACGACGACGCUUCCAGGUCGCAAACCUCUCUUCCCACGGAACGAAAAUACCUCAAUCCGAGGUGGAAACAACGGUUCUCUCCGUCUCUGCGGCCGUUCCUUCAGACGGUGGUCAUCAGUAUGGUGUCGUUCGGUGAGACUCACGGCAAACAACAAUCAGGAAUCGGAAAAGCCGCCUUAUCACUUCUAACUUCAGGGAAAUACGUGAUGGAUCCGGAGCUGAGGGGAGCAGAGUUUGAGCGGAUCACUCAAAACUUGGAUCUGCAGUUUUGGAAAUCCUUCUGGAACCUGACGGAAACUGGGCUAAUCACAGGCUUCAGCCGGAUCGCUUCAAACCCAGUGCAGGUGAAUCUGACGCUGUCUCUCCCUCCGGAGCCGCUGCAGCUGCCUCUGGCCUCAGACCCCAGCCUCUCCACAAACGUGUCCCCUCCCGUCGCACACUGGGGUCCUGGGCCUGUGCUCGCGCGCCUCAUAUCCUCCGAGAUUUGA